GCCUCUGAAUGCUGAGCGCAGAAUGUAUUCCGAGAUGUAUACAGUCAGGGCAGAUAGUUGCGGAGGUGUGUCCGAGAACGGUCUGGUGUGCCUGCCGGGCCUGAAGGGCCUCACGAGAGAGGCGAGGCUGGAGGCAUUGAGGGCCAUCACCACCGGCCCUUUCUUGCCCAAAGUUGACGCCGAUGGCUACAUCCGCUCCGACUUCUGGGUCGACCUCAGCCCUGACGGCACCGACUCCACCACCAGCGGCGGGGACGCCGCCGGGGAAAACAUUCGCCCCAUCGAUAGCGACACGGUGAGAGAAGCAGAAAUGCCACACCAGCGGGCCGCCUGGCGUGGGUGACCCCUUCCCUUUCUGCUGAUCCUCUCUCCUCUCUCUGUCCCCUUCAGGUAGAGUUGCUUACCAAGUUUUUGCAUGCGGACUGGCGCCGGCUGGCUCAGCGGCUCAUCGACCUGCACACAGGCACGCUGCAGAGCGUGCUGCAGCGUGACUGGGAAGCGCACUGCGCCGAGCGGUGGGCGUCCAUGACGGCGGACGAGCGCAAGCGACUGGGCGUCGAGAAGAACCCUCAGGAGAUCUGGCUUAAGAGCCGCCGUGGCAUCAGUCGCGCAGGUGAGCAGAGACAAGCAAAGGACGAGGCACAACUCAUCGCUCGAACAAACAAAACCGUUGUGUGGUGGUCUCUCUCUCACUCUCUCUGUGUGUGUGUCAGUUCGCAUUGGUUGGAUUCCGGUGACGAGCAUUUUCUACGCGUUGCCGCAUAGAGUGGUUGAGGAGGCGGCGCAGCGCCACUGUCCCAUCCCCAUGGAGGAGCUCGUGCUAGCAUACCUGCCCAAAGGACAGUACUCAUCGCUCGCACUCGUCUGCCGGUGAGGCUGUGAGACGACCAGCAAGGGAUGGAGGGAGGAUGGGACACAGAGGAAUGCCGAGGGGGGCAGAUUCUGUCUGUCUGUCUGUGUCUGUGUGUGUUGUGUAUGUAUGGCCAGUGCGUUUGACUCCGCCGUGCGGCAGCCCAACCUGUUUGCCGAUCCUCUGUUUUUGCUCUCCCCGACACACUCACUCAGCGAGAACACCACCAUCCUGGAGAAGAUGGCCCGGCUGCCCGACGACGGAGUUGGAUUCCUGGUGAGUGAGAGGCUAUACACACAUGUCAGUCAGCCAACGACUUGCCUGCACAUUCAUCCCUCUGUUUGUUGUGUAUGGUGUGUGUCCUACUAGGCGUUUGGUGAGGUGUGCGCGCGUUUCCAGCUGCCCCGGUUCGGCCGCUCGCUGACCCCGGUAGGCCCUGGAACCAGAGAAAGACCACACUGAUGGCUGACCUGCAUUGCGUACUCAUCCCUCUGAUGUGUGUCUGGUACCACCUAGGCCUUCUACACGCUGUGGAGCAACCUGCCGGCCACCCACAUCAUCAAGAAGGACGCGCGACUCAAGAAACUCAUCUUGAUCCACGCCCCCCGCAUCACCAUCAAGAUCAAGACACCCCAGCAGCAGAACCAGAACCAGCCCCCACCCGCCAUCCCCGCACCGCCCAACGCAGCGGCACCAGCAGCUGCUGCAGCUGCUGCUGGUGGUGCUGUCCCGGCCCUGCCGCCGCCACCCGUCCCGGGGGUGGCGCAGGACGACGACGAUGACGAGGGUGUGGGGCCGGGGGGGUGCCUCCGUAGGAGCACCAGCGCCGACAGGAUGCCCAGGGCGGGCAGACGGGGCGGCAGCACGGCGGCGGGCACACAGGAGACGGGCGGCGCAUUGUCGCGCCUGUCGGGCAUGCUCCGCCGCUACAUCGGGCGAUACCGCACCACUGACGACCUCUGAGUGAGACAGAGGGAGACAGCGCAGUGAGUGAGUUGGAGGAUAGAAGCAAGUAGGGGCAGGAACCGCUGGCCGGCGGGCUGGUUGGCUGGCUGGCUGGCUGGGGGCAGUGAGUGAG
Molecule: messenger RNA, 1928 nt
Organism: Vitrella brassicaformis
Lineage: Eukaryota; Vitrellaceae
Source: the annotation of a GenBank genome assembly